ACGUCACUCGUUGCUUCAAGCCACAACCACCAAACGGUAGCAAAUGUACCUCAAAGUCUGUUCAAGAACGUUUUGUGGAAACGUGUCGUUCAGUACAAACCGUUCCGCAACGUAGCAAACGUUCAAGCGAACUGAACGCACAGGUCUAGUGUACCGCGGUCCCGCGCACCGUGUAGACAGCCAGCUCGAGCCUACCGGAACGGUGUAACGUUCUGAACGGUAAAGAUGGCAGAACGACAGCAGAAACAUGAAGGCGGCCGAGUGAAGAUCGGACAUUACCUCCUAGGAGACACUCUGGGCGUCGGCACCUUCGGCAAAGUAAAGAUUGGAGAGCACCAGUUGACAGGUCAUAAGGUGGCAGUGAAGAUCCUGAACAGACAGAAAAUCAGGAGUCUGGACGUGGUGGGCAAGAUCAAACGAGAGAUACAGAACCUCAAACUCUUCAGACACCCUCACAUCAUCAAACUGUACCAGGUGAUCAGUACUCCUACAGAUUUCUUCAUGGUGAUGGAGUAUGUCUCAGGAGGAGAGCUGUUUGACUACAUCUGCAAACACGGACGGGUAGAAGACAAAGAGGCUCGUCGGUUGUUCCAGCAGAUUAUCUCCGGUGUAGACUACUGCCACAGACACAUGGUGGUGCACAGAGACCUCAAACCUGAGAAUGUACUGCUGGACCAUUCCAAGAACGCCAAAAUAGCUGACUUCGGGUUGUCAAACAUGAUGUCAGACGGGGAGUUCCUGAGGACCAGCUGUGGAUCUCCCAACUACGCGGCUCCUGAAGUCAUCUCCGGAAGGUUAUACGCUGGUCCUGAGGUGGACAUAUGGAGCAGUGGGGUGAUCCUGUAUGCGUUGCUGUGUGGGACUCUGCCCUUUGAUGACGAACACGUUCCCACGCUGUUUAAGAAGAUCAGAGGGGGUGUCUUCUAUAUGCCAGAAUACCUCACUCGCCCCGUCGCUUCCCUGCUGCUGCUCAUGCUGCAGGUCGACCCGCUCAAGAGGGCUACCAUUAAAGACAUUAGGGAACAUGAGUGGUUUAAGCAGGACCUGCCAGGCUACCUGUUUCCUGAGGACCCUUCCUAUGACUCCACCAUACUGGAUGAGGAGGCAGUCCGAGAGGUGUGUGACAAGUUUGAGAGCACCGAGUCUGAGGUGAUGUCCAGCCUGUACAGCGGAGACCCUCAGGACCAGCUAGCAGUAGCGUACCAUCUGAUCAUAGACAACCGGCGCAUCAUGACCCAGGCCAGUGAGUUCUACCUGGCUUCCAGCCCUCCCCAGGGCUCCUUCAUGGAGGAUGGCAUGUCACUGCCACCCGGGGUCAAACCACACCCAGAGAGGAUGCCCCCCCUGCUGGUAGACAGCCCCAAGGCGCGCUGCCCGCUGGAUGCCCUGAACACCACCAGAGCCAAACCCCUGGCAGUGAAGAAAGCCAAGUGGCAUCUGGGCAUCAGGAGUCAGAGCAGACCCUAUGAUAUCAUGGCUGAGGUCUACAGGGCUAUGAGACAGCUACAGUAUGACUGGAAGGUGGUGAACCCGUACCACCUGCGUGUUCGGAGGAAGAACCCAGUAACAGGCAACCUGGUGAAGAUGUGUCUCCAGCUGUACCAAGUAGACAACAGAUCCUAUCUGCUGGACUUCAAAAGCAUUGACGAUGACAUCAUGGACGCAGUAGGGUUUAAGUCGGGCUCUUCCACCCCCCAGAGGUCAGGCUCCACUGCAGGGCUCCACAGACCCAGACUCAGUGUGGACUCAGCCUGUCCUGCCGUGGAUCUCCCCAAGCUCAGCUCCUCUCUGCCUGGGUCGCUGUGCUCCAGCGCUGCCCUCCUCACCUCCACCCCCACCCCACGCCAGGGCAGCCACACUAUGGACUUCUUUGAGAUGUGUGCCAGUCUCAUCACCACGCUGGCCCGCUAGAGAUGGUAAACCCCCGCUGGGUAACUAGGGGCCUGGAGUUUUUCCUGGUCAAUGUCAUAUAGCCCGGAAAACUCCAGGUCCCGCCUGCAUAACCAUCUGAAACAGAACACUGCCCUGAGCCUAUUUAGACAGUUUUAUAUUGGUGUGAUCCUGACCUAAUUUUGCAGAACACUGACUACUGCAGGGCAGACAUGCCUCUAACCACAGAUCUAGGGUCAGUUGUUCCCUCCUGGUGUUGUAGGUUUGGGCUAGGCAAGAUAAACUGAUCGUAGAUCUCUGAUUAGGCUUCCUGUCUGUCUAGAGCAGGGAUGGGCAACUUUGAUGGGGGUAGGGGCCACAAAAAAUCAGAACUCAUCAUUAGGGGGUGCGGUGGCUCGCGUGACUGCUUACCCACAUCCAUACACACACAUGCAGUCAGCGUUUUGGAGGCCCUAAGAAAGAUUUGGCGAUUUAUAAACAUUUUAGUUUAGUCUUGACAGCGGAAGGAAUUGAUCUGCGGGCCUACAAAAGUGGCCAUGCGACCCACGGGCCACCAGUUGCCCAUCCCUGGUCUAGAGCCAGUCUGCCAGAGCCAGUCUGGCCGUGGUAAAGGUUAGAGGUCUCACUUGUUGGGGAAAAGUGUGUUAAGUCAAAUCUACUGUAGCUCUCAUAUGGCACGUUCACGUGCAAGUCGAAACUAGGAAACUGACAUUUCUAACUGGUUGCAGUUAUGCACGUGCAGCGUUCAACCAGUUAGCAUGUCGGACAUUUCGGAGUUUCCUAGUUCUGACUAGCAUGUAAAUGCGGCAAUAAUGUUUGUUUACAGAUAAGCGACGCCCCCCUGACUACUCUCAACCUCCAAUCAGCUCCAGAAUAGCCGUCACUGUAGAACUAACACUGAGCAUUUUAUAUAUGGUUUUAUAUGGUUUUUGUAACGACACAGAUUUUGUUAUCCAUAUUUAUCAUAUAUAUUUAUAUUACUAUCACUUUGAGUAGUGUAGUAGCUGUUGAUUGUAACAUACCAGAAACGAAGUUAAAGAGAGGAUUGUUAUUAUUAUUUAGAUAUCAUAUUCUUAUUUAUUUUAAAAAGGUUGUUUUAUAGGCUCUGUGUGGGACUGAAUAUUGAGUAUUGAAGCACUGCUGAUGUUUGAGAAUUAUAUACGGAUUUAAGAGAUUUUAGGUGAUGAGAGGUUGUAGAGAGAGAGGGAGAGUGGAGGCUAACUGACUGGCAAUAUUGUUCUGUGGAUUAGUUAGUAUUGAUGCUAACUGACGGAGGAGGAGGGAGGGAAGUGUAUCUGUAGUGAACCUUUCUCCAGGUGCCUUAACGCGUUGUUUCUAGCUUGGUGGCGGUUUUGUUUGCAGAAACGGAAUGGCAAGCAGACUGUUCUGUGUGUGUGUACACUCCUGUGUGUAGAGGAGAGGACUGACAGGAGCUUGCCAGGGAUUGGUCAGGAGAAGACAUACAGUACUGUAGUUUCUGUGCCAAUGAGAUUAGAGUUCUGACUAAUAUAACUAAAGAUACAAGAGGAGAGGGAAUAGAUAUGACAGAACACUGGAACAAAUCUCCCUUUACCAAUUGUCAAAUGGUUUACAGUAUAUAGUCUUCCGGACUCCUGUCUGUGUCUCUUGUUCUGCUGGAGCCAGUGAGGGCUGGGCUCUUGCUGAUCUGAUGCAUGCUAGUGUGUGUGUAUUUCUCUGGUCUGUUCUGGUACCAUGAUGGUGGUCUGUUUGGUUUGUUAUUAAAUGUAGAAUCAUUUGUAUCUCUCUCUCUUUCCUUCCCUCCCUCUGGAGUUAUUGGUUUGUUGUGUAUAUUUGCAGUAGUGUGUGUUGCGCCGAGAGAAUUGUAGACCUCUAUUGGGCCAGUUAAAGAGUCAAAAAAGACACUAAACCUCUCUUGUUUCCUUGUCAUUUGUUUCCUUGUCAUUUGUUUCCUUGUCAUUUAUUUCCUUGUCAUUUGUUUCCUUGUCAUUUGUUUCCUUGUCAUUUGUUUCCUUGUCAUUUGUUUCCUUGUCAUUUGUCCUGUGCAGCAGUUCUGUUUUCACAUCUCUAUUCUGAGAGAGUAGUCUGUUUUUCUGAAUAUUUCGGGGGAUUCUACAAGGUGUCAAACAUUCCACAGGGAUGUUGGUCCAUGCUAAUGCGAUGGCGCCAUGCAGUUUCUGCAGAUUGGAUGCAGUACAUUCAUGCUGCGAACAUCCAUCUCAUCCCAAAGAGGCUCUAUUGGGUUGAGGUCUGGGGACUGCGCUGGUCACUCAAGUCAACUGAACUCGCUGACAAGUUCCAGGGGAUGUUUUUCUACUCCUCGGUUGUUCAGUGUUGGUUAUCGCGUACCCACCUGAGCCACUUCUUGUUUUUAGCUGAUAGGAAUGGAACCCGGUGUUGUGUUCUGCUGCAAUAGCCCAUCCGUGACAAGGAUCGACGAGUUUGUUUUCUGACCCACCUGUUGGCUUGCACGAUUGUUGCCAUUCUCCUUGGACCUCUCAUCAACGAGCUGUUUUCACCCACAGGGCUGCUGCUGACUGGAUGUUGUUUGUUUGUCGCACCAUCCUCUGUAAACCUUAGACACUGUUGUGCGUGAAAAGCUCAGGAGGGCGGUCGUUUCUGAGAUAAAGUCACUUAAGUCACUUGUUUUGCCUAUUCUAACGUUCAAUUGAACAGUAACUGAAUGCCUGUUUUUAUAUGACAAGCCACAGCCAUGUGACUCCGUGUCUGUAGGAGCGAUCAAUUUUUGUGAACUGGGUGGUGUACCAGAUAAACUGGCAUAUCCCAUAGUUGCGAUAUACAUACAUACUGAGGGUACAAACAUUAUGAACACCUGCUCAUUCCAUGACACACUGACCAGGUGAAAGCUAUAAUCCCUUAUUGAUGUAAUUUGUUGAAUCCACUUCAGUCCGUGUAGGUCAGUGGUCACCAACCAUUUCUGUAGGUCACCAACCAUUUCUGUAGGUCACCAAACAUUUCUGUAGAAAAUCCAGGCCUGAUUUUGUGUGUGUUGCGCUGUUGGUGAUAGGUGCUCUUGAUUCAAGCGGACCGGGAGAUCUGUUGCUAAAUCGAGUGCGCCUACUGUGCUGACAAUCGAAUAGCUCAAAUGACCGUAUAGAGCCUCCCUGGCCACAGUAAAAACGUUUGAUACUAGCCUCGGUAAGAUUGAAUAACUUUUAAAACCACGACCACAGAGGGGCUGUAAAAUAAUACAGCAAAGCGCUGCAGUUUUUAUGAGUGUGUUGGUUUUCAUUCAGCCCUGUCAACCCUGCUUUUAUUGAACACUAUUACAAAACAUAAAACGCUCCACUCGCGCUGCAAUUAGUAGCCAAGUGUAUUGAUAGUCCUGCGUUUUAUUAUUAUUAGCGUCGUGUCUAUUUAAAUAUCAAGGAAUAUUUCACUUUCUCUGGUCAUAGGAACCGCAUGAAUUUGUGCAUGAGGCAGAUGCGGCUCGAGUUUCGCCAUCAGGUGGAAGACGGUGUCUCUUUGGUCUGUCUCACCGAGAGCAGUGACCGUGAAAGGCGGACCCGCUGCGGCUCUCUUCCUCCCUCCACUGAGAAUAAUGCUCUGUUCAAGACAACUACUCUGGAAAAACGAGAUCCGACUAGGGAAAAUGUUUUUGAACGGUCAUCCAGCUCGGAAUUCCUAGUCGGAAACUCGCAUCUUUCUAGAGCUCCGACCUCAAGAUCACAGACGUCACGAUUUGACCUCGUUUUUCCCCCCUCGAGUUCACAGUUGUCUUGAAAGCACCAUGGACAUCAGAUGCAAGUGCUGUACCAUAUAAUUUAUGAUCAGCUGUGCCUUGCAAGUGCUGCAAAACUGAUAUGUUAUCAAAGGUCAAGUUUUGAAAUAUAAUAUGGUCUGAGAAGAACAAUAUUGGCAGACCAGCCAUAUAGCCAAUAUGCUGCGAUAAUGUAUUAGGCCUACUGCACAAACCCCAUUCCUAUAGAGCUGUUUUUAUUAGGUUGUUACAUUUUUAAAAAGUAAUGUAAUAAUAAUAUUUGAGCAGUAGAUCUUGGCUUGCUUUUAGUUUGCGAAAGUGAUCUUGACUCAAAGGUUGGUGACCACUGGUGUAGAUGAAGGGGAGGAGACAGGUUAAAGAAGGAUUUGAAGCCUUGAGACAAUAGAGACAUGGAUUCUGUAUGUGUGCAAUUCAGAGGGUGAAUGGGCAAGAAAAAAGAUUUAAGUGCCUUUGAACGGGGUAUGGUAGUAGGUGUCAGGUGUGUCGGUUUGUGUCAAGAACUGCAACACUGCUGGGUUUUUCAUGUUCAACAGUUUCCCAUGUGUAUCAAGAAUGGUCCACCACCCAAAAGACAUCUAGCCAACUUGACACAAGAAUUGGAGUCAUGGGCCAGCAUCCCUUUGGAAAUCUUUUGACACCUUGUAGAGUCCAUGCCCCGACGAAUUGAGGCUGUUCUGAGGGCAAAGGGGUGGAACUCAAUAUUAGGAAGGUUCUUAAUGUUUUGAACACUGUGUCUGAUUGGUAGCUGCUACAAGGUCAGGGAGAAACUCUCCUUCCUGCUGCUACACUAAUGCAAUGACCCGAUAUUCUGUUAUUUACACACACAUACUACUUCAAGUUAUAAAACCCACUCUGUCAGUGUAAGGUGUACCUCUUUCCAAGGGUUAAGGUGUGUUGUCACCGUAUCCAGACUUCUGGAACCAAAGUGUUCUUCUCUUCUGUCUAUGUGUGCGUGAGAGCGAAAUGUACCUCUUCCUCUCCGUCUGAGGUGUGCUUUUCUGUGUGAUAUGCAUUGCAUGGCGUUGCUGUUCUGAUUUGCACUUUACUGAGUAUUUAUUGUCAAACACAAUUAAACUGACCUAUACACUAGA
This is a messenger RNA of Salvelinus fontinalis (brook trout), 6702 nucleotides long. It is a transcript of the gene prkaa2, whose product is annotated as protein kinase, AMP-activated, alpha 2 catalytic subunit. The transcript is spliced from 11 exons. Gene Ontology annotation, cellular component: cytoplasm. Gene Ontology annotation, molecular function: protein serine/threonine kinase activity; ATP binding. Bases 226 to 1911 code for a protein of 561 amino acids. NCBI's taxonomy places the organism in Eukaryota, Metazoa, Chordata, Actinopteri, Salmoniformes, Salmonidae. Gene Ontology annotation, biological process: intracellular signal transduction; protein phosphorylation. The record is from RefSeq and is a predicted model, not a curated record.